This is a messenger RNA of Styela clava, 2989 nucleotides long. RefSeq names its product protein regulator of cytokinesis 1-like. Gene Ontology annotation, cellular component: mitotic spindle midzone; spindle; cytoplasm. The record is from RefSeq and is a predicted model, not a curated record. Gene Ontology annotation, biological process: microtubule cytoskeleton organization; mitotic spindle midzone assembly. Gene Ontology annotation, molecular function: microtubule binding. NCBI's taxonomy places the organism in Eukaryota, Metazoa, Chordata, Ascidiacea, Stolidobranchia, Styelidae.
GUUUUUAUAUUCACCAAGCAAAAUAAUUAAAUUGGCAUUAAUAUAAUUUCAACAUGCCGCGCAAAAGCGAGGUCAUGCAGAUGGAUCUGCAGCGGAAGUUUAAUACAACUAUGAGUUUGUUGCGGGAAAUAUGGGAUGAAAUUGGCAUUCCAGAUGAGCAGAUAGAAAUAAGAGGAUCUACUGUCGCAUUACAUAUUGAAAACCUUCUUGCUGGGAUGGUCAAUGAAGAAAAACAUUUGAAGAAGACAAUGUUAGAAAGUAUUGAGAAAUACCGAAAUGAAAUAACAGAAAUUUCUGAAAAGUUAUCUCUUCCUGAUUUUACAUCUACUGCUGGUAUAACAAUCAUGCAACAGGAAAAGGAACUCAGAGUUGAACUAAACAAGCUGAAGAAACUGAAACACGAAAGACUAAAAGUAUUGAAGGAAUUACAAUUAGUAGAACAGAAAUUAUGUGACCAACUAUGUUCAACACCAUAUUAUGUCCCUACAAAUUCAAUACCAAGUGAUGAACAGCUUACAGGAUUAAAGGAACAUAUCAAUACACUGGAGGAAGAGAAAAAGAGAAGAUGGAAAGUUUAUCGAACUAAAAAAUCACAAAUUGUUUGUCUUUAUGAUGAAUUAGAAUUGGUUCCUGAAACAUCUUUUGCACAGGAUCUUAUUACGGAGAUGGAGGAUUCAUUUGCUUUAUCAACAAACAAGAUGGAUGACUUGGCUGAUUUGCACAGAGAAUUAAGUAAAAAGAAAACAGACAUGGAGUUGGUUGUUCAAGGCUUGUGGUCACAAAUUCAACAAUUAUGGGAACGUUUAGAGAUUGAUGAAAAGGAAAGAAAAUCGGUCAGAGAUUGUUUUCGGGGAAUCAAACCUAGCGAUAUUGAAGGACUCAGAAAGGAAUUAUUCAAAUUGGAGGAAUUGAAACGGGCAAACAUUCAAAAACUAACAGAACGUUCUAGAUCAGACAUAGCGAUAUUGUGGGAUAAAUGCUACUACAGUAAAGAUCAGAGACAUGCAUUCUCACCAGCUUAUGAGGAAUCAUACACAGAAGAAUUGUUAAAUUUACAUGAGGAGGAACUUACCAGAUUGCAUGCAUAUUAUGAGGAGCAUAAGGAAAUGUUUUCUAAUGUUGGGAAGUGGCAACAAUUAUUUUAUAGAAUGCUGGAUUUGGAAUCUAAAGCAAGAGAUGUGAACAGGUAUGCAAAUCGUGGUGGAAAUUUGUUACAAGAAGAAAGAGAACGAAAGAAGAUUCAUAAACAACUUCCUAAAAUUGAAGAAGAGCUUUUCAAAGAUAUUGACAGAUGGGAACAAGAAUGUGGAAGUAGAUUUUUAGUUGAAGGAAUCGCUUUUCGUGAAUAUGUUCAUUCACAAUGGGAAGCAUGUGAACAACGCAAGGAGAAUGAAAAAUACCAAAGGCUAGUAAAGAAAAAACAGGAAAUGGAAUCAGAGAUGGUUUACGGUAGUACUCCAAAAACACCAACUAAGCGUAGAUUUAUCGGCACAACCACAAUACUAAAAACUCCUACGGAUCCAAAGAAGGCAAGGCGAGGUGGAUUGGAUAAUACAUGUCGCAGUGUGCUCACACAUCAUACUACUAAUAUAAAUAGGACUGCAGCUACUUGUCUUUCACCUUCAGGAAAGCCCCCAUUGUCCAGGCUCCGAACACCAAGUAGUGCUACAAAGAAGGCUCGUAUUCCGCGUACAAAAACACCUAAGAAACAGGAUGAUGCCGUUUCUAUUAAAAGCGCCCCAGCAAAUCAUUCAAGAAAGACGUCACUCAGCACAACAGUGGUUUCAUCAAGCACAACAUCAUCUGCAAAAUCUGCUCCAUUGUUUGAAGCUGAUCCCUCUCACUACAAUGAUUUUGCAAAAGAAAUAAAUAAUCAAGCUAAACAGAACAAAGCUGUCCGCAGCAGUGCGAUCUAUGAUUUUAGACGAUGAGAAUUUUUAACAAAAGUUUAAAUUCUUUGCUUUGCAUGCUACUGCUCUAUAACUAUGGCAAAAGCUCAUUUUUUACUGCCUGCGCUCUUCUUAUCAAAGUGUGAUGUUAAUUAAUUAUUGGCUAGUUUGCUACCAAAUGAAUUGAAAAUUAGAAGUAACUUUGCAGAUGCUCAUAUCCAAAUGAUUUUCUGUUUUAUAAUACUUCGGUUGAAGACAGUUACUAACUAUUAAUUGUUUUGAAGUAACUGAAUUUUGUUGCAUGGAGUACAUGAUAUGUAGGAUUCUAAUGUUGGUCUUUUCAGUUCUUUCAUGAGCUUUUACUAUAUUUUGUCAAAUUAUACAAGCAAUGUAAUCAUUUGGUGCGUUCAUUUUAUCAUUGUGUUUGUGUAUAUUCGUGCAAAUGUUGCCCCAUUCAUUUAAUGUAUCUAGUUUUAAGUGUGUCUGAUUAGCAUGCUAUAACACAUUUAAUCACUGUCAUCUUGUGUUAGAUAUCAUUGAAUCCUAUUGUAAGAACCAAUCAUUAAAUGGCAGUCUUGCCUAAUGGGCACAAAAAACUUGUAAGUAUAACUGUCCCUAAAAAAUUUUUACAGUCUAAGAAUGUUCUAAAUGUAGUUGUCUGGUGGGUACUGAUGCUGAUGUUUUUUCUUUUCACCUUUGAAUUGUAGGACUAUGAAUUUAGUUGCAUAUUCUCUAGAAUUUGAUUAUUCUAAAUUGACUUAUAUAUUCCUCCUUUCCAUGAACCUUCCUGAUUUUCCCUUUCAUUGAACUAAUGUUUUUUUAAACAUGUUUUGAUCUGAAGUUUUCACCUCGAAUAUAUUCAAUGUUUUUGUCUUUUUUUUUAUCUUGAAAGCGGUUUUCUUUGUUGAGCUUUUGCUAGAUUCUGGACAUGAUCAUUCGAUGGCACUUGCUGGCAAAUUGACAAAUUUUUUGACCAAACAAGCUCUGUUAAUGUAUAUUUUAUAUUGUUCAUGUCGAGUAUAACUGCCUUCACAUUUUUAUGUUAAUCUUUGUUUGCUUUGCAUAAGAGCGCAUCGGGAAUAAACUUACUCACCCUUUUA